Messenger RNA from Moneuplotes crassus, 1546 nucleotides. Lineage: Eukaryota; Ciliophora; Spirotrichea; Euplotida; Euplotidae. The record is from the annotation of a GenBank genome assembly.
AUUAAUUUCAAAUAUGACAACCAGGAAGAAAUUGAUAUGCUCAAGUUCAGCGAAUAUUAUUGUCCUGAUUCAAGAAACUUCUCUGUCCUUGGCAACAUCCUCUCAGAGUCUUUUCCGUAUUUCGACUUCAGCAUUUAAAGGUAACGGAACUAGAGAAACACAUUGGUGAAAUAAUGCAACAAGUCCAGUUACUUGAGACACGAAAUACAAAUAUUGAUGCUAUCCUUUCAUUGAUCGAAAUAAGACUCCAAGUGGUCAAUACUUACUUUGAUUUUGAUGAUUAUAAUAACCCAGUGAAGACAUAUCUUGAUGAUAGAAUUUACCAAGCACAAAGUUGUCAAGCUACAGUAAAAGAUAUAUAAAACUCUCGGAAAAAUGAAGCUGAGGUCCAAGAUGACUACUUAGCAUUUAGACCAGGAGGAAAACAAAGGAAUUCAUUGGCUUUGAAGCAGUUGAUGACAAUCUCUCAAUGGAAGGAUCACAUUUUCCUUACUUACUAAAUGUCAUUUUCACUAAAGACUUAGCCCCAAAAUCAUAAGAACGUUCGGUUUUCACCGUGUUGGAAGCCUUCUUGAGAUAUUCACAAUUGCUGGAGGUCUCAUCGUUGGCCUUUUCUCAGAGAGACUGUUUUUCUAUUCAAUAUUCUCAAAGAUGUAUCUACUCGAAGAAUCAGAGAGGCCAUCUCAAAAUGGAAAUCCUCCAACAAGCAAAGUGAUGAAUGCAAGGAAUAAAGAUUCUUCUGAAUCAAGCAUAAAAGAAAUAGAGGAUCCUCACACGAAAUUAGUGAGAAAAAUUAACUUUGAUAAAAAUUAUAAAGAGGAGCUGAUUGAAAAGGCAAGACAGUCUAUUCAGAGAAGAUUUAAUUACGAAUGGAGAUUUACUUACCUCUUUUACAAUGCCUGUGGAUACUUCAAGUUUAUGUUUCACUGUUAUGUCAAUAAAAAGAACAAUCUUAACAUCAAAAAGAGACUUGAGUAUUACAUCAAAGGACAAGACAAGUAUGCUCAUGAGUUUGAUGCAAUGAGAUUCUGAAAGAACAUGAGGAAUCUCCAAGCACUUGUCAGAUCACUCCUAGAUCAUAGCGAAAAGUACAUAAUCAAACAUCAGAGAUCCAAUGUGCUUACUUUUGAUGAAAGUGAGGAUGACACUGAUGUUCAAGCACACAAUGAUAAGAAAACUCCAAAGUUACUUGCCAAUUUGGUCAAUAAAAUGCUUUACCGCACUAAAAUUGACAAGUUUAUAAAUGAUUAUAUGGAUGAAGAAUGGACAGAGUAAGACUACAAACUUGUAUCAGGAGUAUUAAGCAAGAAAUCGCUUUAAAACAAUGAUGAGUCAAAAACACUCUUGAAGACGUUGCCUCACAGGAAAAAGUAUAGAAUCAAGCUCCAAGCCUCAUAACAUCAAAGCUACAGAAAUCUAAAGACCAUGAUUCUACUACCUUCCACCCUCAUAAGCUAGCUACAGCUUCUAUUCUAAGCUUAACGAAGCCAUCAAGCUCCAAAAUCUCCAAACCAGUUAUUCCUAAACCCAAUCUCUCAUCCCCAUU